AUGUGGCACCUAGCAGACACAGUACAAAAUAAUGAUGCUGGGCAUAUCACUCAGAUAGAACAACCAGAGGCAGAAGAUGGUGAUCAAUUCCUCUCGUUUGCCAAGUGAGUUGCUUAUGUUGCAAGAAUUCUGGAUGUAUUAUUUUGAAAGAUAAGCCAUUAUUUGAGGUGAUAUGAAGCUUUCUUUGUGUUGUGUUUUCCACACCCUCAGGAGGUCCAAGGUUGUGCAGCGUCAGUGUUCAGAGAUGGUGACUGAGCCUAGCCCUCCCCCACAGUCUAGCUCCUUGUCAAAGAGUAGAGAAGAUUUCUGGCACAGGAUUCUAUGUCAGCCAAGGUGGAUGUCCUCUUCACUCUCACCACCAACAAUCUCACUAUUUUAUAAACAUAUCAAUGUUAAGAAAUGCUCCAGUCACUCUUACUGAUAGAGGUCUGUAUGUUGUUCGUUAGUGAAGUGUCUCCUGAGCCCACCACAUCCUACAGCCCCUUUCAGAUGCAGAUGUUAUCAAAUAAACCUGAAGGACUAGUGAGUAAACCACAGACGAGUAGCCUAAGACUUGGUAAACUUAUGUUUCACUGUGGCUGUCAUAUUUGUUUUUAUGGUACAACCUACGGUUGAGGUAAAAAGUUUAAAGAUUUGUUUCCAUUAUGUGCACACGCAGGUUGGCGUGAACAUGACAGGAUCACCUCCAGCAGGACAGAGAGUUAAAAAGGGGGGAAGGCUGGGUCUAAGGAAGCUACCCUCUCCAGCUGAACUGAUGGGCCGGAAGAAGAAGGGGAGGACAGGGAGUGCAGCACAGGGCAGCCAGGUGGUGCAACCCAGGGUGGCAGCAGUGCUGCAGCACAUUGGGGACCUCCGCAGGAGACAGAGCUCUAUUGACCAGUAAGUGAAAGGCUUCUGAUGCAAGAUAGUGCAGAGGGGAUAUUGGAGAUGGAUGGCCUGAGCCUGUGGCUCGAUGGUUUUACUUCUUGGUUUUACUGUGCCCUCAGGGUAGAAUGAGGGGAAACAGAUUUUAAUUGGAUGCCAUGGGGGAAGAAAUGUGGUUAUGCAUUCAGUGCAGGUGUAAAGGACAUCAUGCUGCUUGCUUAGCGAGUACCACUUCUUACCGAUUCGGCCCAUACCUGGCGUGAACUCAGGACCUCUGCCUUGUUAGCACACGUGACCGCCCUCCUGAACCGUCUUACCAGUCAGCGCCACGCAAAAAGCUACUGUAGCUAUUCGCUGGCGCAAGUGGGGACACUUCAGGCUGAGGAGUAAGUUUCACACAUCCUCAUGUGCUACACAGGGAUAGAGAUUUACAAAGGCAACUCUGAAAUGCUGUUGAGUCGUAGUAGAAUAUCAUAGGUGACUGAAUAAAACAGAAAAACUCAUAUUAUUUUUACUUUUACCAUUGUUGGUGGCCUUUGGAAAAUAAGCAUUAAAUAUAGAACCCUAGUUCUUCAAAUGAACCAAAACACUAUCCUGUCCCAGGUUGAAGCGGGGGAAUUGGUGGGGCUCCAAACCCAGGUGUAAGGCAGAAGAGGGCCGUUCCCAGUGGCCAGCAGAGGACAGUAGCAUGUCUCAGGCUCAGCUGGAGCCCAGCCUGGCUUUCAGCACUACAGUGGAGAAGCAGGAUGAAGCUACAGACUACCUCAGUCCAACCCUCACUCGUCCUUACACCCAGCAGGAGGUAUGGACUCACAAAUCUCACUGACUGAUAUUAUAUUUCAGAGUAACUGGAAUUGAGGAAGCAAAUGUGGAUAUCCCUUAUUCUACUGUGAUGUCUUUGCAGGGGAUGUUUGGAGGAUUUGAACAAGCAUCCCAUCUUGCUCCUGGAGGGAAUCCGAUGAUGUCAUUUGUCCUGGCAACUGCUGAUAGACAAGCCAAGGGGGGUUGGCAAGGCACUUGUCUGUCCCACAAUGAAUUCUGGGGCAUUGGGCACACUCCAGAG
Coregonus sp. 'balchen' is the source of this 1927-nucleotide messenger RNA. The record is from the annotation of a GenBank genome assembly. Lineage: Eukaryota; Metazoa; Chordata; Actinopteri; Salmoniformes; Salmonidae.